AUGUCCCGCCAUUCUUCCCUCGAGCCCAUCUACAGUACCCUUCAACGUUGCUUCAUUGGAAUUGGACUAAUAUCCAACUUGAUUCUGAUAAACCUUAUCAUUUUCCGAUCUCCCAAAGAUUUAGGACUCUAUAAGUACCUAAUGGCUUAUAUCAUCUGUUUCGAACUAUUCUACAUUGUUUUGGAGUUUCUAACAGUUCCCGAUUUGUUAACUCUGGACUAUGCUUUCUUUAUAAUUGUUGAUCCCGAGAAAUCGUUGUUGCCAGAAAAAUGGUCACAAGUGGCAGAUUUAAUCUACUGCGGUGCAUUUGCUGUCUCCCUUGUCAUCUUUGGGUGCCAAUUCGCCUAUCGUUAUCAUGUUCUGAAGGGAAAUAGUUCCUGGACAGCUAGCACCCCUCGAAAUUUCAUCUUCUGGUUGGGCACUCCGGCGGUUCUGGCGUCAUUUUACUCGUAUUUUGUGCACGCGUUUAUGCAGCGCAAUGAUUAUACAAAAAAAAUUAUGAGAACCGUCGGCUACACAGAUCACCAAAUCGAGAGCGUUGGAUUUAUCGGAUUGAUUUUCUACCCAAAACUGGAUAAUGGAACACAGAUUGUAAAUUGGGAAUCAUUUAUUGGAGUGUCGGUGACAACUGGAACCUUGUUUGCCUCGGAAUUCACCAUGAUCUAUUUUGCCUUCAAAUGCUUCCAAGCCACCAAAUCAUUUAUUAACCAAUCCGGAUGCUCGUCGAAAUUCCGACGCCUUCAAUGGCAACUAUUUUACGCUCUAGUGGCUCAAGCGAUCAUCCCAAUUCUUUUCAUGCAAAUCCCAAUGACUAUGAUCUACACAUCCACCAUUGUUUUAAGAAGUUCCAUCCCUGCAAUCGGUCAUUUACAAUCCAUGACAAUCUCUAUCUACCUGGCGAUUGAUGCUCUACCUACUAUCCUGAUCAUCAAGCCAUAUCGAGAUACUGUUAUCAGAUUUUUAUUUUUCUGGAAGAAGCGAAAAGUUGCACCGUAUCAAACGAAUUCCAGCAAUUCCAAGCAACAACAUGCCUCAUGGACUAAUUUUUAA
Caenorhabditis briggsae is the source of this 1050-nucleotide messenger RNA. The record is from RefSeq and is a predicted model, not a curated record. NCBI's taxonomy places the organism in Eukaryota, Metazoa, Nematoda, Chromadorea, Rhabditida, Rhabditidae. Gene Ontology annotation, biological process: olfactory behavior; G protein-coupled receptor signaling pathway. Gene Ontology annotation, molecular function: G protein-coupled olfactory receptor activity. The transcript is spliced from 5 exons. The coding region runs from base 1 to 1050 and encodes 349 amino acids.